AUGAGGACCCCCACAGGGGAAAAUCCUUUCAAACUAGUCUAUGGAAGCAAAGCAAUCAUACCUGCAGAAGUACACAUGGCUAAUCAUAGGGUGAUGAAGUAUCAAGAUGAGGAGAAUAAAGAACAACUUCAUCUUAACCUUGAUCUAAUAGACAAGGUAAGGAUGGAUGCAGAGCAGAGGAUAGCAAGGUAUAAAAACCUUAUGGCUAGACAAUAUGAUGUGAUGGUGAAACUUAAGCACUUCAACAUUGGGGGCCUCAUCCUAAAAAGGGUCUCCUUGGCAACUAGAACUCGGUCCAUGGAAAACUGGGACCUAAUUGGGAAGGACCCUACAAGGUUGUCAAUAGCAAAAGGCAAGGAUCAUACUACUUGGAAGCCCUAG
Molecule: messenger RNA, 381 nt
Organism: Quercus robur (English oak)
Lineage: Eukaryota; Viridiplantae; Streptophyta; Magnoliopsida; Fagales; Fagaceae
Exons: 1
Coding region: 1-381 (126 amino acids)
Source: RefSeq, a predicted model, not a curated record